AGCAGAGAUGAUCAAUAAUUUCAAAAGGAAAUGAAUUUGAAGAAACUUAAUAUGUAGGAUUACGGGAUGUGAAUGGAUAUUGAACACUUAUUGUGCUGAAAUGACUAAUUGACUAAUCUCUUCCGACUUUAUCGGCUGAUGCACUACGACCGCAGAAGUGUCUAUCCUUUCCUGCUGUAUUGUGUUCACCCAAAUCUCAGUACUGCCUUCAUUUUACUCCUUAGAUUUCUAAAUCUCUCUUGACCUGAUGCGUUCCUCACUCUGAAAGUUUAAAACACCAAUUCCAGCCACCUACUUCUUUUCCCAAUAUCAGUGUCAUUGUCCCAUGAAUCAAACAUCACCCACACCGCUGUUUAAAUUAUGCAUUCAAUUCUUCAAUCUGCUUGAUUUUAUGAUAAAUGGUGUGUAUUUCAGGUAACAAUGCAGAGAUUAUGUAAACGAAUUUGGUCCUUCACUCCCCAGACUCUCAGCAGAGCAUUCUUCCUAGCUCUAUCUAAUAACGUGAUUCUGAAAUAGACUUUGAGAACUGGAUCUUCUCUCUUCCACUCAAGGUUCGCAUUCAGAAUUUGCGGGGGAUUAGCAGAGCAUGAUUUGGAAAGUUGGUACUCCUUUAGUCUGGAAGAAAGUAGUAUCAAUAUGCUGAAGACGAGUUCGAAGUUAUUAUAGCGGACGGAGUCAAAAAGCAGACUGAGGCUCAGACAAAAGCGCCUCCAUGUCCGAUAGUUAACCUGCUUACGAGAAGAAGAAUUGUACUGGGCAAAUAAAGGAGUGACUGAAAUUAUGCCAGUUAAAAAGGAAUUAAUGCUUUGUUCGCUCAUUGAAGGUGCCUUUAAUAUCAAUGGAUUUCAAGCCUUGGAGGAAUUUCUGUCAAAUGAAGCUGAAUAUCCACCUCAGAAAUGCAAUAAGCCAUUUGUAAACAAGCUCGAUAAACUAGCUCACAAGGAAAUGGACAAAAAUCAGUUCACAAAUGUCUCAUUACUGUUGAAAGCCUUGCAGAGGUUCUGUAAAGAGGAUAUGGAGGAUGGUCUCUGUUGUCUAAUUAAACAUGGACUUAUUCAGAAGAUGCUCCUCUGGUUUGAACGAGCAACUGAAUUUAUGAAAACUACAGAAUUAAAAUCUAGCGAAGCACUUAUGACUCUUAUUGAAGACAUGUUUGAUGCUGUUUUGGCAAUAUGCAAAUGCAGUAGUGAAGGCAGGACUCAACUGAUGGACACAUUUGUGUUGCAAUUAGGACAUGGGGUGACUGAUUUUCGUCUUAAAAUCUCUGUACGCCUAGAGGCCAUAAGAACCUUUAACUCCAUGCUUGACUUAAUCUCCCGUGAAGGGAAAAUAAAAUUUCACCUAUCUGAGGAAGCAAAAAGUCUAAUGCUUGACUUGGCAACAACCAUUCUGGAGGUUGGGGAUUAUGAAAUUCAGGUUGCCAUUUCUGAAGCACUGUGCAGAAUGACUGAUAGGAAGACAAGAGAGACCCUGGUUUAUAAAUGGUUUGAUGAGCCUAACGCAAAUGCUUUCAAAGAGAUCAGAGAUUCUGAAUUUGAAACUGAUUGUAGAAAAUUUCUCAAUUCAUUAAAUGAAAGCCGUCGCAAUAAGAGAAGAGUUUAUACCUAUCCAUGCAAUGCUGCAUUCCUCGAUUUGAAUGAGUUAAAAAUACCAGCUGAUGAUAAAUUGGAAAGAUUUUGGAUUGAUUUCAAUCUGGGAAGUCGCAGUAUAACGUUUUUCAUUAAAGAUGACAGUCAGGAUAAUGAGGUGGACCUCUGGGAGACCGUCAGUUUAUUACAAGAUGGAGUCAAAAGUUUUGGUGUGCAAGAAGUUAAUGCAACUACAAUUCUCGUCAUAAUUCUGAAAGGACUGCUGUCUGUCGGUAAAAAGAAAGGAAAAAAGGUGAAAAUAUACUUUGACUCUACAUUUGAUGUCCUGAACACAACCAAAUUGGUAUAUGGCAAUGAGAAACUACUGGAUUUGGUUGGGUCUCCUAUUGAAUCUCAAUUGAAGAGCACGCACCUGGCCUCAAAUAAGCUGACAGUUUUUGGAAGCCAACGUUCAACUGUGGAUAAGUCUGAAAUAACGUAUCCUGCCAGUGAUGGUGAACUUGCGAGAAAGCUUGACUCAACACAGCCUGAAGAGGAAAGAUACUACAGUGAUACGGGAAUACAAUCAUCUAAAUCAGUAAAGGUAAACAGUAAACUGAAAAAUUUAAUUGCCUUGGAGUCCAGCAGAAGUAGAAGACAUAGUUAUUCAACUACUUGUUCUGGAAGGGGAUCAACAAGAUUGGGACAACAAAUAAAAGAUGUUGAGAAUGAUUAUGUGCAAAGUUUGGGCUCUAAAGAUGAGCAAAGCUCUGUUGAAGCUGCUGUCAGUCUCCCUUCUCAGCCAUCAAGUUCAAAGAAAAUCGGACCGCUUGAUGCAACAGAACUGAAACCAAGCAUAGAUGCAGAGGAUGCAGGGACAGUCACUGCAGAUAAAGAGAAGAACAUGACUGAGUUUAAACGAACACGGAGUAAAGCUAUAAGGGAAAAGGAUGUUUUUGAUUUUGAAACUUCUUCUGAUUCUACAGUGAAUUUACAGGUUACUGAAGCCAAAAGGAGAAUUCCUGGAAGGAAAAGACUGUCUUUUGAUGAAGACCGCAAUCCGAAAGUUGCAACUAGAAGUAAGAAAAUAAGCAGAAGAGGAGAUAUGCAUAGAAGAAGUGAUCUAAAGAAGUUAUUCACGGAAGAUUCAAGUAGUGAGGGCACUGAACAUAGCUGGAUCUUGGAACCCCAAGUUAAGGUUACUCCAGAUGUCGCAAACUAUAGUAAAUCUAAAAAAAGAAAAACGUCUCGCUUAAGAGUUUUGCCACUCUCUCUCGAAUCCAGUGAAGAUGAGCAGGAUCAGAGAAAGGUAACUGAGAAAACACAGCUGCAGACUCAAGAAGAAAAUCAAAAAAUCACACCAUCUGGACAGAUUAUUCCAGAAUUUUCAGAUCGACAUCGCACACCAGUUCCUGUACAGAUAGCCAAGAGGAUUAAAACUGAUGAUUUUGCAAUUGGAAACAAUCUGGUAUUUGAGACAUCACUGUUAACUCCUCCAGACACAUUAGAGAAAAUGAAGCUACCAUCAACUAAGUAUCUGGGGAGGACGUCCAUGAGUGUUGAAGUUCCAGAUAAUGAAGAGAAGACAUCAGAUGAUAUGUUCACGGUGCAACAGUCCACAAGCACUCCCUCAGAAAGGCCUGUUGGUGAUGAUAGUUAUCUGAAUAAAGAUGAAGCCAUACUAACACCUCUUCUACCAUUUAAAGCAAAAAGGCUGUUUGCAUCAUCUGAGAAGUCUGACAAAGGAUCACAAGAAAUGGUGCAAGGAAUCGAAAGGACACUCUCUGAGCUGGAUUAUGAAGAGUUGAGUGAGCUAAACCUCAGUGAAAUAUUUCAGAAUUUCACUGAAGAAAUGAGGAAGUUGAAGUUUUGUUUCAGGAAAAUGGAAGAACGCUCCAAGCAAUCCCUGCAAUCUGCUGAACAGAAAAUAUCUAUGUUGUUGAAUCAGAUUCACAAAUCCAGGUUACAGAAAUUGAAAAUAUUUGAGGACAGACUUGACCGGGAACUGAAGGACUUUAAAGAAAACGUGCAAGCAGUAAAGAAUUUGGAGGAAGAGACUCUGAACUUUUGGAAGCAGCAAUCCCUUAAGAUCUUGCAGUUUUAUGAAAAUCAAGAACAAAGAGUGAAUCCACUGAUCUCAUCCCCAGAAGAUAAGGCAGGGAUGUCUAUGGAAACACAAGCUGAUAUGAUUCAUAUGGAGAAUGAAGUAGAGCUGACCAGCAUGAAAGAUUGAAUUGAUGACAUCGGAUAACUUAAAUAAUCGUUUUAGUUUAAAAAGCAAAUGGAAGACGUUUUUGUUUCAAGUGUACAUGGUUCUAAUGUGUUCUAUGAUGCAUAUUUCAUUUUCAUUUACAUGAAAUGCUUUUGAGAAGUGUGAAAAUGUUUUGCAUAUAUUAUUAUUUCUAUAUUAAACCAAAACGCAUGAGAAUAAAUCCUUAUA
Molecule: messenger RNA, 4008 nt
Organism: Chiloscyllium plagiosum (whitespotted bambooshark)
Lineage: Eukaryota; Metazoa; Chordata; Chondrichthyes; Orectolobiformes; Hemiscylliidae
Source: RefSeq, a predicted model, not a curated record